CAAUAAUGGUUGAAAUAGCAUUAUCCUUCUUUUGUCUCCACUUGAUUUCGUUCAAACUUUAGCCACAAAGAACUGCUGAAAGAAGGCUAUCCAUAAACACAUUAAUUCCUAGUUUGGCAGGCAAGAGAUCAAGAGAAGAGGAAAUGGCUGAUCAGGCAGCUGCAGCUCAUAGCGGUAGCAGCAAAAACAGAUGGUCACUUCAUGCCAUGACUGCUCUUGUUACUGGUGGAACCAAAGGAAUAGGGUAUGCUAUCGUAGAGGAAUUAGCUGCACUGGGAGCAAGAAUACACACGUGCUCACGAAAUGAAACUGAUCUCAACAAGUGCUUACUUGACUGGGACGCAAAGGGUUUCCAGGUUACUGGUUCAGUCUGUGAUGUAUCAUCUCAGGCCCAAAGAGAGAAGCUAAUAAACACUGUCUCCUCUGAAUUUGGUGGAAAACUCAACAUCCUGAUUAACAAUGUGGGGACAAGCGUUUUAAAGCCGACUCCAGACUUCACCGCUGAAGAUUUCUCAUUUAUCAUGGGGACCAAUUUUGAGUCUGCUUACAACUUGUGCCAACUUGCAUAUCCUCUUUUGAAAGCUUCAGGGGCAGGAAGCAUUGUUUUUCUCUCUUCAGUUUCUGGGGUGGUAUCAGUAAGUUUUGGAUCUUUAUAUGGAGCAACAAAAGGAGCCAUGAACCACCUUGCAAAAUACUUGGCAUGUGAGUGGGCAAAGGACAACAUAAGGGUCAACUCUGUUGCACCUUGGUUCAUCCAAACUCCCCUUACCGAAGAUUACAUUCAAAAGUUUUCAGAGAUUAUUAUCUCUCGAACUCCAUUGGGACGCAUUGGAGAGCCAGAGGAAGUGUCAUCCUUGGUGGGAUUCCUGUGCCUACCAGCGUCCUCUUAUAUAACAGGGCAGACGUUUUGCAUCGAUGGGGGCAUGUCAGUGAAUGGCUUCUUCUACCAUGAAACCUUACUCGGGAAGAACAGUCAGGCUAAUUCCCUAUCUUGAAAUGCUGCAUAAGGCUUUGUCCAAAAAACAAAACAACAAAAUAAGAAAUGUUGCAUUUGGCACCUCAGCUACAGCUUCCUAGUUGUUGCUAGUCUUUCUCUUUCUUUUCCCUCAUAAUCUGCCUGUCUGAGUAUGUAGCUACUCAAUAAAAAAAAAAAUUCUGAACUGCUGCCCGUGUUUGAAUUUGGAUUUCCUUUCUGUUGUCCACCAAAAAUGAAACAAAAGCUGCUGCUUCUUUCGUUUUUGCUAUAAUUACUCUUCUAUA
Molecule: messenger RNA, 1260 nt
Organism: Theobroma cacao (cacao)
Lineage: Eukaryota; Viridiplantae; Streptophyta; Magnoliopsida; Malvales; Malvaceae
Product: tropinone reductase homolog At5g06060-like
Molecular function (GO): oxidoreductase activity
Source: RefSeq, a predicted model, not a curated record